UUUGCUACCACCGACAACGCCCUUCGAAAGAUAUCCAGUGAAAUUGAUUAUCUGCUGGAUGACUUUCUUGGAUAUAUUUACGACUAUUCAUCCUAAGCUUUUUCCAGCCGUUUUCCUUCUCUGGUAAUGCGCUCGGGAUGUUCCAGCUCGCAGAUGUCCCACUUCCGUUCAGCAUGGAUGAUGACCUGGGUCUUGCUACUGCUGUCGCAGUGGUGGCCCUUGGCCCAUGGGAUGCGGCCAGGGCAGGUUAGGGAGCUCAGGAAAGAGACCGAGCAUAUGUUCUACCAUGGAUUCGAAAACUACAUGAAACUUGCCUUCCCUGAAGAUGAAUUGCGUCCGCUCUCCUGCAAGCCACUUACUCGCGACCGCGAUGAUAUUGCAAACGCCGAGCUCAACGACGUCCUGGGGAAUUACUCCCUCACGCUUAUCGACAGUUUAUCUAGUCUUGCGAUCUUAUCAUCAGGCGAUGAUGGCGGGGACAGGGCAUGGUCGCACUUUCAGAACGGGGUGAAGGAGUUUGUCAAGUUAUACGGGGAUGGAUCGAAAGGCCCUGCUGGUCAGGGUGAACGGGCGAGGGGAUUCGACAUCGACAGCAAGGUCCAGGUUUUCGAGACGGUCAUCAGGGGACUUGGUGGACUACUCAGUACCCAUCUUUUUGCUGUGGGUGACCUUCCCAUCAAAGGAUACGCGCCUCCAGAGACAGAGGCUGUCUUUGCAAGAGCAUGGAACAAGUCGCUCUUUUCGAAAGACAGAGUCGGUAUCAAGUGGGAUGAUGGGUUCAUAUAUGAUGGACAAUUCCUCCGACUUGCCGUUGAUUUGGCCAACCGCAUCCUACCUGCCUUCUAUACGGACACUGGUCUUCCCUACCCUCGGGUCAAUCUACGACAUGGCGUCCAGCGACAUCCAUUCUACCCAAAUUCACCUCUGAAUGCGGCGACGGAUACGUGUAACAGUACCGAUGGCGAACGAUGCCAGAAAAACCCCCGAUUAUCUACAGAGACUACCGAAAGCUGCAGCGCAGGCGCGGGUAGCCUUGUCUUGGAGUUUACUGUGUUGAGUAGACUUACUGGCGAUGGUCGGUACGAAGAAUUAGCAAAGAGAGCAUUUUGGGCAGUUUGGGCGAGGAGAAGUGAAAUUGGACUCAUCGGCUCUGGCAUUGAUGUAGAGUCAGGGAGAUGGGUUCAUCCGUAUACUGGGAUUGGAGCAGGAAUCGAUAGCUUUUUUGAAUAUGCAUUCAAAUCAUACGUUUUGCUUUCUUCGGGGGAACGUCCACCCCAUGAUUCCAAGAGUCCAUGGCAGGCUCUGGACGAUUAUUUCCUGCCAUUGAGCGAGUUUGAACAUUCCGCAGGCGCAUUUUUGGAGGCUUGGGAAUACUCGCAUGCUUCAAUCAAACGCCAUUUAUAUCGAGGGGAAGGAUACCAACACCCACACGUGAUCCAAGGAGAUGUCUUCACUGGUGCCACGCGAGCCUUCUGGAUUGAUAGCUUGAGCGCCUUUUACCCUGGCCUCUUGACUCUCACGGGAGAUCUGGACGAGGCUAUAGAGAUUCAUAUGCUCUAUACGGCGGUCUGGACAAGAUUCGCUGGGCUUCCAGAAAGAUGGAAUGUGGCUACAGGUAACAUCGAGGGCGGUCUUUCGUGGUAUCCAGGCCGUCCCGAAUUUGUCGAGUCUGCGUACUACCUCUAUCGGGUCACAAGAGAUCCCUGGUAUUUGCAUGUUGGUGAAAUGGUACUUCGAGACAUCAAGCGAAGGUGUUGGACAAGGUGCGGCUGGGCUGGGCUUGAGGAUGUUCGAAAUGGGGAGCUGAAGGACCGGAUGGAGAGUUUCUUCCUUGGAGAAACCUUCAAAUACAUGUUUUUGAUGUAUGACCCAACGCAUCCGCUCAAUACCCUGGAUCGACCCUUUGUCUUUUCCACGGAGGGUCACCCGCUCAUCAUACCCAAAUAUACGACUACGCACUCGCAUCAGCGCAGGGAGCAGCGGCCAGUCAACAACAAGAGCAGUGAAUUGAGCUGCCCAUUGGCACCCACGUCACCAGCACUUGGGGUAUCAUACACUGCGGCACGUUCUGAUGUUUUCCAUGCGGCGAGUCUGGCUCGGUUGCACCUCAUGCCCGAUAGGGGAGUGGUCGAAGGCGCAAUCUUGGAAUACGCCAAAGAUCAUCCCAGUACAUCAAUUUCAGAUCUGGCAUCCCCCACUAACUACACGUUCUAUCCUUGGACCCUACCACCUGAAUUGGUACCGUUCAAUGCAACGAGCUCGCUAAUGACAAACCGUCCGACUCUGGACAUCUCUUUCCCUUCCCUUCCCGGAAUGGUAAUGGGGCCUGGGUCUUUGGAACGGGUCCGGGAUGGAAUUCUCAUCAAAACCAUUGGGGGACUUCGGUUGAGCAUGGUGCAGGAUGUCCCACUGCACAACACGGCAGAGGAUGAGGAUGAUGAUGGGUUUCGCGUGCAGGUGAUCAACAAUGUGCCUCUUGGAAAAGAUGAGAAGGUAUAUCUCUCGCGUGAAAUCACGCUUGAUAUCCUGGAUCCCACCGACCCGAAUUUCGCUCGGGUGCGCGACUCGGCCAUGAUUGACAUCGUCAUUGACGUUCUACCAGCAGAGCUCCUUCGCCGCCGAAAUGAUUCGGAUAAUCGUAGCGAACCGGCUGCUGAGCAUGGCAGAAAGCAAGUCAUCCACAAACCUGCCCCCGUCGACGACAAGCCUGGAAGUGUAGACACUGCUCCUUCUAACAUGAGGGCCGUCCUAUCCUCGUUGGUGAAUUCAUUGUCUUCUCUGCUUCGAGACGAGGCUCAGAUGGAAUCAUCGCAAAACCAAACGCCGCUACGCUUGACCUUACCAGCUGCCAUGUCCUCGGGUCUAGGCUCCGCCCCAAUCCCGAGUGUUGAGGAUGCAACUACGGUAUCUUUUUCAGGAGAUUUAUCCAAAAGCCGACUCUCGUGGUCAACGAUCUACUUUGCUGAUGAAAUCUGCGAUUAUAACAUCCUGCGCGAGGUGGCGCAAAACCACCAGAUACUCGUCAUCAAACGCGGUGGGUGCAGUUUCUCCCAGAAACUGAAAAACAUCGCAGCGUAUCCACCAUCGCGGUCUGCCCUCAAGCUCGUCAUUGUGGUCUCCUAUGAUGAUAUCGCCGAUGAAGAUCCGGAAUCAACCGCUGCCUCCCAGUCUCGUCCGCUUGCCGCUGUUCGCGCAGAACCCUCUCUUGUCCGGCCUUAUUUGGACGAAUCUCAAGUGACUGUUGGGGGCAGUCCACGGCGACACCCGAUCCCCAUGGUCAUGAUGGGUGGUGGGGAGCAAACGUACGAACUUUUACGGCAGGCGAAGGCGAUAGGCAUUAAACGACGGUAUACUGUACGGUCUCAGGGUAUUCCCAUCAGUAAUUUGUACAUUGUAUGAGAUGGUCAUUAUUUAGAUAGUCAAUUAAAUAGAGUGAGUCAAUAAUAGAAAAUUAUGGAUUAUGAAAUUAGAGG
Messenger RNA from Aspergillus wentii DTO 134E9, 3473 nucleotides. RefSeq lists its product as uncharacterized. Gene Ontology annotation, molecular function: calcium ion binding; mannosyl-oligosaccharide 1,2-alpha-mannosidase activity. The coding region runs from base 178 to 3399 and encodes 1073 amino acids. Gene Ontology annotation, cellular component: membrane; endoplasmic reticulum. The transcript has 4 exons. Lineage: Eukaryota; Fungi; Ascomycota; Eurotiomycetes; Eurotiales; Aspergillaceae. Gene Ontology annotation, biological process: mannose trimming involved in glycoprotein ERAD pathway; carbohydrate metabolic process; endoplasmic reticulum mannose trimming. The record is from RefSeq and is a predicted model, not a curated record.